Molecule: messenger RNA, 2068 nt
Organism: Vigna angularis (adzuki bean)
Lineage: Eukaryota; Viridiplantae; Streptophyta; Magnoliopsida; Fabales; Fabaceae
Product: imidazole glycerol phosphate synthase hisHF, chloroplastic
Exons: 19
Coding region: 148-1887 (579 amino acids)
Biological process (GO): L-histidine biosynthetic process
Molecular function (GO): oxo-acid-lyase activity; imidazoleglycerol-phosphate synthase activity
Source: RefSeq, a predicted model, not a curated record
AUUUGUGUGAAAUAGUUUGUCUCGUCACUGGAACAUAUUAAAGACUGAGACCAGCAAACGAAGCCGUCAUCUUGAUUGCUCAAAAUACAACAUUACACAGUGUCGCGCUUCUGAGUCUGCCUUGGAAGAAAAUCAGCAACAACAACAAUGGAGGCGCCGUCUUUUGCUUAUUCUGCUUCCUCUUCCUCUCUCCUCUCUCUGCGCAAAACGCCACUCUCAUCUCCGAGAUUAUCCUGUUUGGGCAAUACCAAACACAGAAACUUCUCAGUUCGUGCCUCCUCUUCUGGGGAUUCUGUUGUGACUUUGCUUGAUUACGGUGCUGGCAAUGUUCGGAGUGUCAGGAAUGCAAUCAGAUUCCUCGGGUUUGAAAUCAAAGAUGUACAAACCCCGCAAGAUAUUUUGAAUGCAAGUCGGUUAGUUUUUCCUGGGGUUGGAGCAUUUGCUGCCGCCAUGGAGGUGUUAAGCAAAACUGGAAUGGACGAAGCAUUAUGUUCAUAUAUUGAAAAAGAUCGUCCAUUUUUGGGGAUUUGUCUAGGACUUCAGCUACUUUUUGAAUCUAGUGAGGAGAAUGGACCAGUAAAAGGUCUUGGCUUGAUACCUGGAACUGUUGGGCGAUUUGACUCAUCAAAUGGUUUUAGAGUACCACAUAUUGGCUGGAAUGCUUUACAAAUCACGAAGGACUCAGGAAUUUUGGAUGAUGUUGGAAAUCACCAUGUCUAUUUUGUGCACUCUUAUCGUGCCAUGCCUUCAGAUGACAACAGUGAGUGGAUAUCCUCCACAUGUGACUAUGGUGACAAAUUUAUAGCAUCUAUUAGAAGAGGAAAUGUUCAUGCAGUUCAAUUCCACCCAGAGAAGAGUGGAGAUGUUGGUCUCUCAAUUUUGAGAAGAUUCUUGAAUCCGAAGUCAAACAUGACAAAGAAGCCUGGGGAAGUCAAAGCUUCAAAACUUGCAAAAAGGGUGAUUGCUUGUCUUGAUGUGAGAGCAAACGAUAAAGGGGACCUUGUUGUAACCAAAGGAGAUCAGUAUGAUGUAAGAGAACAUACAAAUGAGAACGAGGUAAGGAAUCUUGGCAAGCCAGUUGAUCUUGCUGGACAGUACUAUAAAGAUGGAGCUGAUGAGGUCAGCUUUCUAAACAUUACAGGAUUUCGGGACUUCCCUCUUGGUGAUUUACCUAUGCUUCAGGUAUUACGAUACACAUCAGAAAAUGUUUUUGUACCUUUAACUGUCGGUGGAGGAAUUAGAGAUUUCACAGAUUCAACCGGAAGGUACUAUUCUAGUUUGGAAGUUGCUUCAGAAUACUUUAGGUCUGGGGCUGAUAAGAUUUCCAUUGGAAGUGAUGCAGUUUAUGCUGCAGAAGAAUAUUUAAGAACCGGAGUAAAAACUGGAAAGACCAGCUUGGAGCAGAUAGCAAGAGUUUAUGGGAAUCAGGCAGUGGUUGUUAGUAUUGAUCCCCGUAGAGUGUAUGUAAAGGAUCCUAAUGAUGUGCUAUUGAAGACCGUAAGGGUUUCAAAUCUAGGUCCAAAUGGAGAAGAGUAUGCAUGGUAUCAAUGUACAGUUAAUGGAGGGAGAGAAGGCCGACCAAUUGGUGCCUAUGAACUAGCAAAAGCAGUUGAAGAGCUUGGCGCUGGAGAAAUACUACUUAAUUGCAUCGAUUGUGAUGGUCAAGGGAAAGGAUUUGAUGUAGAUUUAAUUAAGUUGAUAUCAGACGCUGUAAGUAUCCCUGUGAUUGCAAGUAGUGGUGCUGGCGCUCCUGCACACUUUUCUGAGGUGUUCAAUAAAACAAAUGCAUCAGCAGCACUUGCUGCUGGCAUUUUUCAUAGGAAAGAGGUGCCUAUUCAGACUGUAAAAGAGCAUUUGUUGAAGGAAGGCAUUGAAGUCCGAAUCUAAUCAUAUAUGCAUUUAGGGGUAAAUUUUUUUAGAUGCACUUCUUAAUAAACAAACUUUGUAUCUUAUCACUUUCUGUAUCUAAACUCUCCAAAUCUCAACAUUUUGGCUCAUCAAAAAAAUUUCAGUGAGACAUUUGUAAUAUUUUACGAGAAAUAGAUUUACCAUGUGCACCAUUUUUUUC